Pestalotiopsis fici W106-1 is the source of this 522-nucleotide messenger RNA. RefSeq lists its product as uncharacterized. The record is from RefSeq and is a predicted model, not a curated record. The transcript has a single exon. Gene Ontology annotation, molecular function: N-acetyltransferase activity. The coding region runs from base 1 to 522 and encodes 173 amino acids. NCBI's taxonomy places the organism in Eukaryota, Fungi, Ascomycota, Sordariomycetes, Amphisphaeriales, Sporocadaceae.
AUGGCAGCGACCGAUAUUGAAUUCCGCCGGCGCUCAAAAGACGAUCUGCCGGCCCUGGUCGAGGCGCUAGAAGACGUCUACAGCACGGACGGCUACCCCAUAGAGGGCACAGCGACCGCGGUCUCCUUUCUCUCGCCGCCGGGUCUCGUCGCAGCAUGGGUCGCCGUCCACCGCGGCCUGGUUGUGGGUCAGAUAGCUGUCGUUGCCGGCGGACAGGGACACCACGCUGCAGUGCGGGCGUGGGUUGAUUCCGUCGGAAGCGGCGGUGAUGCCGGGGCUACAGUCGUGGCGGCGCGGUUCUUUAUACGCAAAUAUGCCAGGGGAUUCGGCCUCGGUCGUGCGCUGGUCGAAAAGACGUGCCAGUGGGCCAAGGACAAUGGCAAGAGAAUCGUCAUUAAUGUGCUCGCCAAGGAUCAAGACGCCAUGAAGCUCUAUGAAAAGCUUGGGUUUAGACGUUUCGGCGAGGGCGAAUAUGAAUAUCAUGAAGGGAAAAAAGCUACCCAAUACUUUUACGUGUAUUAA